AUGAAAGCUUCGCAGAGUCAUCAGAAGAGCUAUCAUGAUAAUAAGAGGAAAACACUUGAGUUCCAAGAGGGAGAUCAUGUGUUCUUGAGAGUUACUCUGGUAACUGGUGUUGGCCGUGCGUGGAAGUCUAAGAAACUUAUGUCGUGUUUCAUUGGUCUGUUCCAAAUUCUUCAAAGAUUAGUCGAGGUGGCCUACCAAGUGGCGUUACCACCACAUCUUUCGAACCUUCAUGGUGUAUUUCAUGUCUCUCAGUUGAGGAAGCACAUUCUUGAUUUUUCUCACGUGACCCAGUUGGAUAUUGUGCAAGUCAAGAAAAACUUGACAGUUGAGACUUUGUCGUUAAGGAUUGAGGAUCAUGAAGUGAAGCACUUGCAGGGAAAAAAGAUCACUUCAAUGAAAGUUGUUUGGGGAGGUCCUGCUGGUGGAAAUGUGACAUGA
Lathyrus oleraceus (garden pea) is the source of this 438-nucleotide messenger RNA. RefSeq lists its product as uncharacterized. Lineage: Eukaryota; Viridiplantae; Streptophyta; Magnoliopsida; Fabales; Fabaceae. The coding region runs from base 1 to 438 and encodes 145 amino acids. The transcript has a single exon. The record is from RefSeq and is a predicted model, not a curated record.